Molecule: messenger RNA, 3455 nt
Organism: Phycodurus eques (leafy seadragon)
Lineage: Eukaryota; Metazoa; Chordata; Actinopteri; Syngnathiformes; Syngnathidae
Gene: akap17a
Product: A kinase (PRKA) anchor protein 17A
Exons: 7
Coding region: 183-2189 (668 amino acids)
Molecular function (GO): nucleic acid binding
Source: RefSeq, a predicted model, not a curated record
GAUGCGGAAGUGGCUUUGCUUGUAUUCAGUUGCUGCUGCGGGUUAUUUGGCUUCCUUCUAAUUCGUUUUAUUGUCUUUCACCGCAAGGUUACCAAAUGUGUGACAGUUUGAAUUUUUCGUCAUAAGAGAAGUUUUAAGAACUUCGUUCAAAUUACACGGGCGUUUUUUUUAAGCAGGUUUCCAUGCAGUCUGCUACAAUGACCACCAUCGUCCAUGACACCACAGAGGCGGUGUGCCUCUCUGCUGAGUACAACAUGUACUUGAAGCCCAUUGCCAAAAUGACCAUCAGUGUGACGCUCCCUCAACUCAAACUGCCGGGAAAGAGCAUUUCCAACUGGGAGGUAAUGGAGAGGGUAAAGGCCAUGGUGGUGCCUGACCAGUUUUCAGCCCUGCGGGUCUCUAAGAGCACCAUGGACUUCAUUCGCUUUGAGGGGGAAGUGGAGAACAAAAUGGUUGUUAAGAGUCUGUUGAGCCGCCUGGAUGGGAAGAGCAUCAAACUCAGUGGAUUUACUGACGUGUUGAAGGUUCGUGCAGUGGAGAACAAAAUGGACUUCCCGACAAGGCACGACUGGGACUCGUUCUUUCGAGAUGCCAAAGACAUGAAUGAGACUCUACCGGGCGAGCGGCCGGAUACCAUUCACCUGGAAGGGCUGCCCUGCCGCUGGUUUAGCCAGAAACAAAGCGGCUUCCCUGAUCGUCCGUCAGAAGAGGUCCUCAUCGCUGUCUUCCAGGCAUUUGGCCAGGUGCGAAAUGUGGACAUCCCCAUGCUGGAUCCAUACAGGGAGGAGAUGCUGGACAAGAACUUUAACACCUUUAGUUUUGGGGGCCAUCUGAACUUUGAGGCUUAUGUCCAGUAUCACGAGUAUUGUGGCUUCACCAAGGCCAUGGACACGCUGCGUGGCAUGAAGCUGAUGCUGAAAGGAGAUGAUGGAAAGGCAGUCGCCUGCAACAUAAAGGUGGCGUUUGACACUACCAAGCAUCUCGGUGAGUCAGCUGUGAAGAAGCGAAACCUGGAGAGGCUCAAGCUGCAGGAGUUAGAGAAGCAGCGAGAGGAGCAGAAGCGGCGGGAGAAGGAAGAGGAGGAGCGACGUAAAGAGCAGGAGCGGAAACAGAAGGAGCAGGAAGAGGAGGAGCGGGAGAGGAAGAAGGAGGAGAAGCAGCGGAAGCGCGAGCAGAAGCUGCAGGAGAGAGAGGAGAGGAGGAACAUGAAGAGGGUGAAGAAGCAGCAGGAGGAGGAGCAGAAGAAGCUUCAGAUGAAGAUCGCCAUGGAGGAAAGGAGGCUUCUUCUGGCUCAGCGGAACCUGGAAUCCAUCCGGCUGAUUGCUGAGCUGCUGGCCAGAGCAAAGGCUGCCAAGCAGCAGCAGCAGGAGAAGGAGCGUGCCGAACGCGAGGAGCAGGAAAGGCAAGAGAAGGCUCGACAGGACGAGGAACGCACCCGACGCCAGCAGCUGGAGGCUUGCCGGCGCAAGCAGCAGGAGGAGCUCCUCAAGGUGGAGCUGGAGAAGGAACGGGCCCUCGACCUCCAACGCAGGGAGAAGGAGCUGAGAGAGAAGCUGCUAUCCAACAUGUUGAAGAAGCGCAGCGAGAAGCCCGUAAGACCUCCUGACACGCAGGAGCAGGUCAAUGCUGGGGGGAGCGAGGAGACCCCGGAUCUUGCCAGGGAGAACGUGUCCCUGGUGGUCCUGGGCCAGGUGAAUGGCGUGAAGGCAGCAGAGGGCAAACAGAAAAUGAUAUCCAAACCUUCUGAAAUUUCAGGGAAAGGGAGAGAGACAAAGGAGAGAAAAGGAGGUGAUGGUGUGAAAAAGAAUAAGGAGGAGAAGAGGAAAGAGGAGGUGAGAAGCAGGCACAGCGAGGAGCGUGACAGGAGCUCCAGGAGCCGGGGGAAGAGGCGGCACUCCAGCGCCGGCAGAAGGAGAAGGAGCGCCAGCCACCGCAGGACCUCUAGCCGUCACAGGAGAAGCGACAGUCUGCACCGCAACAGGAGGCAAAGCAGCAGAAGCACAAGUUCCAGCCGCGACAGGAGCAGGAGCAGCGGCGGGAGGAGCUACAGCAGGGGAAGGAGCCGCAGGCACAGUCGCCGUAGAUACAGCAGAGGCAACUCCAGGAGCAGCAGCAGGAACAGGAGUCGCUACAGUCGAGGAUACAGGAGACGCAGCUACAGUAGAGACAGGAGUCACUCCAGAAGAUGAACAUGCUCCUCUACGCCCUCUUCACACAUUUCAACUGCCCACUUCUUCUUCUUCACCACGAGGUUCCUCAAAUUUCAGCCUUUGGUUCCUUCUUGAAUUCAAAUGAACACGGUAUUUCAAAGACACCGGAACACCUUGUGCAUCGUUGCUAACACAAGCGUACAUGUACAUUGUUAGUACUCCAUUCCACACUCACUUGGCAUUGUAUUGGAUACAUCAUUAAACAACUGUAAUGUAUAAUCAGUCCAAGAAAUCCACCAGACUAAAAAACAUGGGAAGAAAUGCUUAAAUAGACUUAAAUGUGAACAGUUGGCAUGGGUUUGAUUCUCUGCCAGUGCACCAUUGCCUAGCCACUACCAGUCCCAAAUCAUGAUUGGGGAAGAAAAAGAGUGAUUUGCAUCAAGAAGGGCAUUUAAUGUAAAAACUGUGGCGACCCCUCACGGGACAACAACAAACACCAUAACAUGAUUUAAGGCUAAUAUACCAGUGGAUUUGUCUUUUCCUCUCAUGAUCAUUUAACUGCAUUUGUGCAUUGAAUACAAGCAAAUAGUUCAUCUGCAUUAGUAACCUUUUAAGGUUAAAACAUCAGAUAUUUAACUCAUAUUAAUACACUUGGAGCACCUACUGUGUUUAGAAAUAGUGCACAUCAACGCCCCGGGACCACUUCAGCUGCUACUGAAGGCUGGGGGGGAGAAACGAACAACUUGGAUGCUGCUCCUAUACAAAUGUGAACUGACACUUGGAGACUUUUCUCAGCUGCCUCAAAUAUUUGUGAUCAUACUUUUAAGUAGCCCAAGAAGAAAACUCAGGAUUUACAAACACAGCAAUGACUCUUAAAUGGUUUGACCACAUUUGUAUUUCCCCAAAAGCAUUUCUUUAUUUUAUUUUAUUAUUUUCUUCUUUAAAAAAAAAAAAUUGUUUUUUUAGCUUUUCUGAAUGUUCGAAAGCUUUCUUGUGACUAAGAGAGAACAGACUUGCUUUAUGUGACUAAUGAAAGACUUGUGAGAUUAAGGCUCAGCAGAAAGAGCGAUUACCUUCAGGAGCUGAUUAAGCAAGUGGCACAGAUUCCACAACGGUAGGAAUGAAAGAACUCUCGGCCUUGCCUUCAUGCUAACUUCGUAGCUCUUGAUAAGGAUGCUAGUGAGUCAAGACAGUGCUUUUAGCUGGGUUAGAGGUUUUGGAUUUAUCAAAUCUGUACUGUACGGUCUCCUGGAGCAUGUUCACCACAAGGCAGUGACAAUAAAAUUUCCAGGCUUUGUAUGAUUA